Molecule: messenger RNA, 984 nt
Organism: Fusarium proliferatum ET1
Lineage: Eukaryota; Fungi; Ascomycota; Sordariomycetes; Hypocreales; Nectriaceae
Exons: 1
Coding region: 1-984 (327 amino acids)
Molecular function (GO): protein binding
Source: RefSeq, a predicted model, not a curated record
AUGGACGAAUACUCUCACCUGACAUACCCGUCUUUGCGCCUAAAUGACCACACUUUAGAUCAGAAUGUUCCCACUCUACAAUCCGAAUACUCGCGUCGUAGCUUUCCAUUACCUAUCUCAAGCCUCAGUGCUCUCGAUUGCCUCCCUCCAGAAUUACUCGAGCAAAUUCUUCUCUAUCUUGAUAUACGCGCUCUCAUCAACUUCCAAUAUGUUAAUAGGCGUUCCGCUGACCUCGUCAAUCAUCUUCCCACAUACAAAGUCAUUGUUACUCACGCAAGAAACGCGUUACGUGGUAUCCUAUGUAUCCAAACUGGCAAAUGGAUCACUUGCUCACUGCUACUCGAAAAACUACACACAUCAAGUUGCGAGAAAUGUGGCGACUUUGGCGGCUAUCUUUACCUUCUGACCUGCAAACGCGUUUGUUUCCUCUGCCUAUCGCAGGAGAAGGAAUACCUACCGCUGGGUUUAAGCCAUGCGUGCCGGAAGUUUGGUCUGGAGAGAGCUGAGGUUCAGAAGCUACCUUGUCUUAGGGUUAUACCUGGAACGUAUUCGCCAAAUGAGAAGAAAGCUAACGAGACCUUCUUGGUUGACUAUGAGGCCGCACUGAACUGGGCCGUUGCCCAUCAUGGAUCGUUAGAUGCAAUGCAUACAUAUGUCACUAAUCAGAACGCAAAGAGACAAGAAGAUUAUGAGAGAAGGUUGAUGCAAGCACAGCAAGGGGAAGGCCCCCGCCACAUCAGAAAACCCCCGACAGGAGACCCUUACGAUGGACGUUCGGGAAAUCCCUUUCGAUUUGUGGCCAUUGUUUCUGCUCCGUGGCUAGACAGAUCAUCGGAUACGAUAGAAUGGGGCUUUCAUUGUUUGGGCUGCGCAAGGUCCAGCCGCCUUCCCCUUCACAAGAGGCGGAAAUUCAUUAGAUCGUCUUUUCAUGAUCAUAUUCGAGAGUGCGGCAAUAUUGAACAUGGAAUGCAUUCUAAACCUUAA